GUCCGAUCUAGUUGCAGAGUCGAUGUUGAGAGAGACCCAACGUGCGUCCCGCCUCGCCGCUUUGUAGAGGGCAGGAGGGAAGAGGAGCUUUGAAGAAGAAGAGGAGGGAGAGGGAUAUGCCAGGGCCGGCAACGAUGGCAGCGACGUCGUCAUCGACGGCUGUGGUGGAGCCCGUGGAGCCACAGUCGCUGAAGAAGCUGAGCCUCAAGUCACUGAAGAGGGCGCUCGACGUCUUCGCCUCCACCCAUUCUCAGCCUGUCCCCCCUGACCCCAGGAGCAAGCAGAUUCGGAUUAACUACAAGGUAGAUGCUCUGUAUGGAGCUGUAAAGAACUUGCCAACUAAGCCAACCGAAGAGCAAGGCAACACGACCCUGCAAGAUCAAGGGGCUCCUUCUUCCAACUCAAUUGCAGUUCCAGCUCUAAAGGAUGGUGGUGACUCACAAAAAGGACAAACUGCUAUAGUUGUUGCUCCCCAACAACAAAAAGGACCAAACGAUGCUGGGUUAUCCGUCAAGGGUGCUGGUGGAAAUUUGGUUCCCAUGUCUGGAUCAACUGACAGGUAUCAGACAAGUGCAGCUAUUAUUGAAAGACUUCCAAGCAAAUGGCCUCGUCCUGUAUGGCAUGCUCCAUGGAAAAACUACCGGGUUAUCAGUGGUCAUUUGGGAUGGGUAAGGUCUAUUGCAUUUGACCCCAGCAAUGAGUGGUUCUGUACAGGAUCUGCAGAUCGCACAAUAAAGAUAUGGUCUGUUGCUACUGGAAAGCUUAAGCUGACCUUAACAGGACACAUUGAGCAGAUACGUGGUCUUGCUGUAAGUGUUCGACAUCCUUACAUGUUCUCUGCUGGUGAUGAUAAGCAGGUUAAGUGUUGGGACCUUGAACAAAACAAGGUUAUCCGAUCAUACCAUGGUCAUUUAAGUGGUGUGUACUGCCUAGCUCUUCAUCCUACUCUUGACAUUUUGCUUACGGGUGGGCGAGAUUCUGUUUGUCGGGUUUGGGACGUACGAACCAAAGCACAAAUUUUUGCUCUAUCAGGACAUGAAAACACAGUUUGCUCUGUUUUCACACAAGCUGUGGAUCCACAAGUUGUCACUGGCUCUCAUGACACAACUGUCAAGUUUUGGGAUCUUGCUGCAGGAGGAAAGACAAUGUUGACUCUGACUCAUCAUAAAAAAUCUGUUCGGGCAAUUGUGAAGAAUCCAUCCGACAAUACUUUUGCAUCUGCAUCAGCAGACAACAUAAAGAAGUUUAUGCUACCAAGAGGAGAAUUUUUGCACAAUAUGCUUUCACAGCAAAAGACAAUUAUCAACUCAAUGGCAGUCAAUGAGGACGGUGUGAUGGCUACUGCUGGUGACAAUGGGAGCUUGUGGUUUUGGGACUGGAAAAGUGGUCAUAAUUUCCAACAAUCUCAAACAAUUGUGCAGCCUGGAUCACUGGACAGUGAAGCAGGAAUAUAUGCUCUAUCAUAUGAUGUAACUGGAUCAAGGCUUGUAUCCUGUGAAGCUGACAAAACCAUAAAGAUGUGGAAACAAGAUGAGAUGGCGACGCCAGAAACCCAUCCAGUAAACUUCAAGCCUCCGAAGGAGUUCAGGCGAUUUUGAUUCAGGAACUUAUAGCUUUGACAAUUAGAAGAGAAGAUAGAAUUCAAGCUGCCUAAGGAGCCCUGGCUAUUUUAAGUUGCGGAACUGAUCGCUGCUGUGAUUGGAACAGGAGAUAUGUCUGGAUUCACUAUCGUAUUUUAAAACAGGGAAAAAGAAGUCUACUGUAUGAUUGCGCUGGAUGGUGGAUGGUGAAGGAAGGGGUUGUCGUGCAGCUCAGCGCUGAGAGUUACGCUGGGAAGGAUUGGUGCUUUUAUCAAAAUAUGACGACUGUGUCCCUCUAGUUAAGAUGAUAAAGCUUGAAAAUUCCUUGGGUCAUUGACUUCCCUUUAUGUGUACAAGUUCCCCUCCUGGGGCUUCUUGGUCUUUGUAUGAAUGUAGAAUUACAUGCCUAUUUUCGUGGGAAUCAACAUUUCACUCCA
This is a messenger RNA of Nymphaea colorata (pocket water lily), 2017 nucleotides long. RefSeq names its product protein pleiotropic regulatory locus 1. Gene Ontology annotation, biological process: mRNA splicing, via spliceosome. Bases 117 to 1598 code for a protein of 493 amino acids. Gene Ontology annotation, cellular component: catalytic step 2 spliceosome; Prp19 complex; precatalytic spliceosome. Gene Ontology annotation, molecular function: protein binding. The transcript has 17 exons. Lineage: Eukaryota; Viridiplantae; Streptophyta; Magnoliopsida; Nymphaeales; Nymphaeaceae. The record is from RefSeq and is a predicted model, not a curated record.